CCCUCUGACACCUCUGACACCUCUGACACCUCCUCUGACACCUCCUCUGACACCUCCUCUGACACCUCCUCUGACACCUCUCACACUACCUCUGACACCUAUGACACCCCUCUGACACCUCCUCUGCCCUCUGACACCUCUGACACCUCUGACACCUCCUCUGACACCUCCUCUGACACCUCCUCUGACACCUCCUCUGACACCUCUCACACUACCUCUGACACCUAUGACACCCCUCUGACACCUCCUCUGACACCUCCUCUGACACCCCCUCUGACACCUCUCACACUACCUCUGACACCUAUGACACCCCUCUGA
Physella acuta is the source of this 318-nucleotide messenger RNA. RefSeq names its product dentin sialophosphoprotein-like. Lineage: Eukaryota; Metazoa; Mollusca; Gastropoda; Physidae. The record is from RefSeq and is a predicted model, not a curated record.